CUCCAAAAACCCGCCUUUCCCCAGAGAACGCGUCAUAUGACGUAACGACAGGCAAACAUAGGCGCUGCAGCCCUGGUUCUCAGUGUGGGUUUACGUAGUCUGAGAGGUGGAAACAGAAAAUAGAGAUUGUCGUUCUCGUUAUUAUAGUUAUAGUAGGUUUGAGUUGUCACAAUGGUGAAUUCUUGUGUUUGUUUUGGAUGCAACAACUCCAACUUGUCUGGCCAUCGGGUCCACCGAUUUCCAAACAAGAAACACAAAGAUUUCCGUGCUUGGAUACGUUUCGUCCAGGCAAAGAGAAGCAAUUUCGCUGCCUCCUCGUUGACAAGACACACGGUGGUAUGUGAAAAACACGUCACACCGGACAGCUACAACCAAGGAGAUCUUAUGGAAUUUCGCAUGGGAUUUCGACGAAAAGAGUGGGUUAGGCUGGCAAAUGGAGCUGUGCCAUCGGUGCAUGCAAGUCCACCUGCAAAAUCUGGCGGGAGUGAAGAGUCUAACGUUAAUGUUAGCACUAGCAGAGAAUCUGCGCGUCGAAAAAGGGAGCUUUGCACAGCCUGCGGAACUUGUGGUUAUGAGCGUUACUGGCAAAACCAAGAGAAGGUGCAUCGAAACAUGCCUGCCUGCAACCUUUUACUCAGCGGUGCCAUCCACUUCUCAGGUUGCAUGGCUUCUCAGACAAUCAGGAUGCUGAAGCUGUUUGGACUGCAGUGCAUAAGUCCCGGGACUUUUUUCCGCCAUCAGCGCUAUUACUCUAUCCCUACCAUCGUGCAGGCCUGGAGGACUGAGCAGAGGGGGAUCAUCAGGGAGUUGAAGGAGACUGGGGGUGGAUUGAUCCUGUCUGGUGACUGCAGAUCAGAUUCUCCUGGACACUGUGCCAAAUAUGGUAGCUACUCCUUGAUUGAGGAUCGAAUUAACAAAGUUUUGGAUGUUCAGCUUGUCCAAAGCUCAGAAGUCCCAAGCAGCUCUUGGUGUGAGCUAGAGGGUCUAAAGCGGAGUAUGCAGUUCCUGAUGGACCAAGACAUGUGGCCAAGUGGGUACGUGAGAAAAUGUGUUCAGAAGGAACAAGGCAUUUCUUUGACGUCUGGCAUAUUGGGAAAAGUGUACAGAAAGCACUGGAUGCUGCUGCAAAAGAGAGGGACUGUGAGGAUCUGAAGCUGUGGAGGUCAGCCAUCAUCAACCAUCUCUACUGGACCGCAGCUUCCACCCCUACAGGAGAUCCAGAUGAGAUGCAGGCAAAAUGUACAGGACAUACAUGAACACAGCACUCCUGCAUUUGCCAGCUGCGCACAUCCACCGUUGGAAGGAGAGGCAAGAAACAAGGAGUGGCUGGAACCAGGUACAACAGAUGUCACAUUUUUUUCAGUGCUUGUAAAUUUUAGUUUGGUUUUAUCAAUACAUAACCCCAUGUGUACUAAUAAUUACUUGUGUUAUGAAAUGCAAGGGAUUAUAUGACAGAAUACGUUUUAUUCAGGAUCACCAGCACCCACUAAACUGGAGAGUGUAGCUGCCAGGAAAGCACUGGUAAAGGAUAUUCGACAAUUGUCACCUCAGCAUCAGACAUUCUCCCUGGAGGCCUACCAUUCCCUCAUUCUGCACUUUGCUUCCAAACAUACUGGCUUUUCUUGGGAUGUACAGCAGGUAGUGUUAUCACUUAAAAGUAUCGAUACUAAUAAAUUAGUUUUUUUUUUCUUUUUUUUCUCAAUUUCAGGAAAUGAUGACAGAAUGAAUAUGGCUAAAAACUAAUGCAGUCUUGUAUAGCACACCAAAAUGUUAUAGAUAACAGCAUUACAUAUUGUUUGCAAAAAAAUAAUUGCAAAGAUGAGUCAUUGUCUUAGACCCAUUUGAACUGAAAACAUUAAUGUCAUAUAUUUAUGUUGCAUUUCACUGCAUUGGGUUAGCUUUGGAGACCUAAUGUUCUAACUACUUAGAAACCAUCUUACGGUUAGUAGUUUCACUUAGUUUUUCAAUAUCUUUUUUGUGUGAAUCUAUCUAUUUUUAUGUGAGUCAACCAUGUAACUAAAUGUUUUCUAAACAUUUCUCUCCUCAAGUAUACGCAACAAAUCUUAUGGUCUCUCUGGUAGAGGAAUACUGCAAGACACCGCAGGCCCUCUGCUGCACCGCCCACCUCACCUCUUCCGUCCAGAAGGUUGCCAAGGAUGAGGCAGUCAGCCUCCAUCUCGCACGACACUCACGUUUUAACAUGUAAUAAAAGAUCAAUUUUACCAGUAG
This is a messenger RNA of Carassius auratus (goldfish), 2229 nucleotides long. RefSeq lists its product as uncharacterized. Bases 172 to 1152 code for a protein of 326 amino acids. The transcript has 6 exons. Lineage: Eukaryota; Metazoa; Chordata; Actinopteri; Cypriniformes; Cyprinidae. The record is from RefSeq and is a predicted model, not a curated record.